Dovyalis caffra is the source of this 771-nucleotide messenger RNA. Lineage: Eukaryota; Viridiplantae; Streptophyta; Magnoliopsida; Malpighiales; Salicaceae. The record is from the annotation of a GenBank genome assembly.
AUGAGUAGUAAGAUUAUUAGCGGAAAGAGAUUUGAAGGGAAAGUGGUAAUUGUGACUGCUUCAACACAAGGUAUAGGCUUUUCUAUUGCUGAGAGGUUUGGAUUGGAAGGUGCCUCUGUUGUCAUCUCUUCUCGCAAGCAGAAAAAUGUAGAUGAGGCGGUUGAGAAACUCGAAGGUAAAGGCAUCAAAGUGUUGGGUGUCGUCUGUCACGUGUCAAAUGCACAACAGAGGAAGAGUCUCAUAGAGAGUACUGUUCAGAAAUAUGGAAAGAUAGACGUUAUUGUAUCCAAUGCUGCUGUCAAUCCAUCUACCGAUUCCAUUUUGGAAACACAAGAAUCUGUCCUCGAUAAACUCUGGGAAAUUAAUGUUAAAGCCACUAUCCUCCUUCUGAAGGAUGCGGCCCCUCACAUGAAGAAAGGUUCUUCAGUUAUUCUGAUUUCCUCUAUUGGUGGCUACCAUCCACAUUCUUCAAUGGCUAUGUAUGGGGUCACAAAGACGGCCCUUUUUGGGCUUACCAAGGUGCUUGCAGCUGAGAUGGCUCCUCACACUCGUGUGAACUGUAUAGCUCCUGGGUUUGUGCCAACACACUUUGCUGAUUACAUUACAGGCAAUCAGACUAUUAGGAAGAACAUUGAGGAUCAGACCUUGCUUAACAGACUCGGUACCACAGACGACAUGGCCUCUGCAGCUGCCUUUUUGGCGUCCGAUGACGCUUCUUACAUAACAGGGGAAACUUUGGUGGUAGCUGGAGGGAUGCCAUCCAGACUGUAG